Messenger RNA from Ceratosolen solmsi marchali, 638 nucleotides. RefSeq lists its product as uncharacterized. The coding region runs from base 24 to 638 and encodes 204 amino acids. The record is from RefSeq and is a predicted model, not a curated record. The transcript has 4 exons. Lineage: Eukaryota; Metazoa; Arthropoda; Insecta; Hymenoptera; Agaonidae.
AAAGCGUAUAUGGCUAAAAGGAGAUGAGCGACGCGAAGGAUCGAGGCACGACUUUGGAUAGAAAUAUGGGACCGGAGAUGGAUUUGGUGAACAGACCAAAUCCUUGGCUUCCGGCCUAUGGCUUUCAGAUUCAGCAUCAUGCCAACUUUCAACCCACGCACGACGAUCUACGCGCUAAUGAAACGAUGCUAGCCCAGCAGGUCGACUUUUUGGAGACGAUCCUCGAGGAGACGUCGGACGACCUCCAGAGUGACUCGGACCGUAGUGGCACUACUUACUGGCUUGGCUCCGACUCGGAAAAUGAAAGCGUCAUUCAUAUCAAGGCCGCCCAGCGUAUACCAGAUGAUAAGCAGGACGGGAGUGGCAGUGAGUGCAACUCGGUGGUCCCGAAGAAACGACGCCGUAAAAACGGAAGCGAGGCAUCCGCUGGGGGCAGCGGUGGCAGCUCUCGCGACUCCUCGGCCUCCUCGCGCUCCAGCUCACUCCUUCAAUUCGAGUCGCUCGAGCGCACUUGCGCCACUCUCUCGCCCUCCAACUACAGCUUUGACUCCUUGGAAUUCACCGAUCGUCGGCAGCCACGAGCCGGCUUUCUUGCCAAUGGCGGCGGCGGCGGCGGCGGCGGGACCCAUGGCAAUUAA